AUGAACGGCCAGCCAAUCCCCGGCUACUACUGGGAUGCCGAGAAGAAAAAAUAUUUCAAGAUCCAGAGCCAGGCAGCGGCACGUGGCUUCAACCUCAAGUACUCGCUCGACAACAUCCGAAAGGAAGAGCGCAAAGAACGCAUCCAAAAGGUGGCAGCGGCGCGGUCGGACAAGGUGCGGAAAGAAAGAGUUGUGCGGCGCAAUGCAAACAGCCUGUCACAGACCAACAUUGAACGGGAAAUCGGGCUGAGGAGACGCUCAUUCUAUCUGCACAGCCUAUGGCCAGAUGCUUGUGCGUUGGGCAUUGAUGUCCGUCCCAGACACGUCAUUGACAAGCAACCAUGUCGUGGGUCGAUACGGGUCUUUGACAGAGACCCAGUGUCUCGCACCAUCUAUGCAGUCCAGGGAUCCAACAGCGUCAACAUGCAGCGCACACGUCCGGGAGAACACGAUGCUACAAUGGAAAUCGAUGCAGGCAAUGACCACGACACACGGCUCGCCAAGCCAUAUGCAUUCUACCCGUGGGACGAGGUGACUCGCACGACAUCGACAGUCUCGUCGCUGACCUACAUGCCAACUACCGGUGCGCUGGCUGUGACUAGCUACGGCUCAGACCGGCCUCCUGAAUUGUGGCUCAGUGAUCCCGAGCGCGACCAGCCAUACGUAGGCCAAAAGUUCACACCAAGAGACUGCACUGCCAUCUGGGCAGCAGCCGCCCGGCCAUGCACCUUCACGCCAUCGCCCGGCCUCACAAACACCAUUGCAGCCACCUACGCCGAGCACCUCGCCGUUGCAGCCUCCAGCUCCCUGCUGCUCUUCACGCGGGACCAAAGCCGAGCCUGGGACUCUCACGUAGCGCUCAAAUCGUUGCCGUCAGACAUCCUAGCGCUCGACUGGCUCUCGUACACGACCGUCUCUCUCGGGUGCCGCGACGGCUCCAUCCGGCUGUACGACACGCGCUCGGGCGGCUCAAGCCACGUGCUCACGCAUCCGUACCCCAUCUCGAGGCUCAAGCGCGCAGACGCCGAGUCCCGUCUCGUGUGCUCGGGUCUGCAAGAUAGCCUGUUUUUGUACGAUAUACGCUCACCCCGGCUCUCGCCCUCGUCGUCAUUACGUAAUGCGACGUCGCACUACACGCCCGACUACUUCAAGACGCUGUAUCCAGGCGGCCGGGCAACGGGGAAGCGACGGAAACUCAAUCGCCACGCUGUGCGAAGCUGGUCGCAGCCGCUACUUAGCUUUGCGCAUGCGAACCGCGACGAGUUGGAGUUGGAUGUGGCUGUGCAUGCGCAGCUGGGCUUAGUAGCAGCCGCGCAGGAUGUGUCGACGGGCGCGGCGAUUCGCGUGAGCAACAUGUGGACGGGCAAGACGGUGCGGGAAAUGCUAGUUCCCGGGGAGCAGCAUCAGCAUCAGCAGCGGGGGCCGCAAAAGGGGGGGUGGGAGAAGGAGAGGAGUAUUCGGGCGCUGAAGUUUGUCGAGGGGCGGCAUGGUGCGGGGGUGGAGCUGUGGUCGUGCUGGGAGGGGGGGAUAGCAAAGUUUAGUUUGUGA
This is a messenger RNA of Exserohilum turcica Et28A, 1548 nucleotides long. RefSeq lists its product as uncharacterized. The record is from RefSeq and is a predicted model, not a curated record. Gene Ontology annotation, molecular function: protein binding. The transcript is spliced from 2 exons. The coding region runs from base 1 to 1548 and encodes 515 amino acids. Lineage: Eukaryota; Fungi; Ascomycota; Dothideomycetes; Pleosporales; Pleosporaceae. Gene Ontology annotation, cellular component: Cul4-RING E3 ubiquitin ligase complex.